GAGAGAGCAGCUGCGCACUCGGAGCUGCAGGAUGCGCGUCUUCGCUCUCCUCUGGACACUCGGCUUCCUGCUGAAAGAGGCGCAGGCAUGGGGCUUCAAGAACGGGAUAUUUCAUAAUUCAAUAUGGCUGGAACAAGCAGCUGGAGUUUACCACCGGGAGUCGCGCAAAGGGAGAUACCAGCUGACGUAUAAAGAGGCCAAGGCUGUCUGCAAGUACGAGGGAGGGAAGCUGGCCACUUACGAACAACUGGAGGCAGCUCGGCAAAUAGGUUUCCACGUGUGUGCAGCUGGGUGGUUCGACAAAGGACGUGUUGGUUACCCCAUCGUCAAAGCUGGUACCAACUGCGGUUUUGGGAAGGUUGGCAUCAUCGACUACGGAUACAGGCUGAACAAGAGCGAGAAAUGGGAUGUGUACUGCUACAACCCACACUCCAAGGAGUGUGGUGGAGUACUGACAGAUCAGCAGAGGAUCAUUCAGUCUCCCGGUUUCCCUGAGGAGUACCAGGACGAACAGAUCUGCUACUGGCACAUCCGCGUCCGCCUGGGCCAGAGGAUCCGCCUCCACUUCCUGGAGUUUGAUGUGGAGGACGACACGUCAUGUCUAGCAGAUUACCUGGAGGUGUACGACAGUUACGAUGAUGUCUCCGGCUUUGCUGGGAGGUUCUGUGGCGAUUAUUUGCCGGACGAUAUCCUCAGCACAGGAAACGUGAUGACGUUAAAGUUCCUCUCUGACGCGUCAGUCACAGCUGGAGGCUUCCAGUUGCAUUAUACUGCCUUUAAUGCAUCGUUGUUCUCACAGAAUUACACCCACUAUUUUCACUGACUAAUGGUUUAAUGCACUGAUGUAAUCCUGUUUCUGUAUUUAUGUUAUUGGUUACCUCAAGUACUGUAAUAAGUGAGUCUUUAUAGCUCAUUAAAGGUAUAGCUCUGUCAAAUAAACAUGGUCAUUAAACUGUGUUGCAGUUUCUAACAUUGUCCUCAUGUUAUAGACACAAUCCUCACUUUGUAUUCACUUGCCCUGAGGCUUAGUUUAUAGAAAACAAAUUUUUCCGGUUGUUCCCAUGGACUUUUCCCAGCCUUUCAUGCUGUUAAGUCUUCUGACCUUGACCAUGGCAUUUUGUCAGUUUGGUUAAAGCUGCUGCUUCUCUGUUUCUUUGUAGCCCUUCAUAAAAGGAAUAAAUGGACUUUG
Molecule: messenger RNA, 1189 nt
Organism: Toxotes jaculatrix (banded archerfish)
Lineage: Eukaryota; Metazoa; Chordata; Actinopteri; Toxotidae
Gene: tnfaip6
Product: tumor necrosis factor, alpha-induced protein 6
Exons: 6
Coding region: 32-823 (263 amino acids)
Biological process (GO): cell adhesion; negative regulation of inflammatory response
Molecular function (GO): hyaluronic acid binding
Source: RefSeq, a predicted model, not a curated record